UCGUAGAAUUUAUGUCCCCGUUUUGUUUCCCUCCCUCGAGUUUUUUAAGUGAUAUUUUUUACGGCCUCCGCGUAGCUGUCGAUUAAUGUUACUGAAUCCUAGCAAUAUAAUCAAAGUGUUCACCGUUUUUUCGUCGUACCUAAAUGAGUGUGCUUCUCGGGUGUUUUGGAAUAAAAUCAAUCGAACAGGUUCCAGGAAAGAGAGAUCAAAAUUGUCGCAUCACAUAGGGACCGUUUCAAAGACAUGGCAUGAAGCUGGACUUCGACUUGGACUACUUGGAGCGGGGCGGCGGCGGCGACUCAAAAACUCAUGAUGUGAUAGCGGCCGCGGCUCCGGGCUCGGAGAUGGAAAGAAGUCCCGACUCCAUGGAACUAGUCAAAGUCAUCCUUCUCGGCGCUCCCAACGUCGGCAAGACCUCGAUCAUACAGCAAUUCGUAUGGAACGACUUUUGUGACGACUACACGGCGACCGACUGCAAGCACACCUAUUAUCCGUCUGUGAUCAUAAACGACCGCCUCUACGAGCUGAAGAUCUCGGAUCUCCCCUCGAUCCCCUACUUCCCGGUAAACUCCUUCUACGAGUGGACGGAUUUCCGCUUCUACGGCCUAAGAAACGCAACCGCCUACAUCCUCGUCUUCGACCUCUCCAACCUGGACACCUUCCAGUACAUCAAGACCCUCCGAGAGCAGAUCUCCGAGUCCCGCGACAUCAAGAAUAUCCCGCUCAUCGUG
Messenger RNA from Bemisia tabaci, 731 nucleotides. NCBI's taxonomy places the organism in Eukaryota, Metazoa, Arthropoda, Insecta, Hemiptera, Aleyrodidae. The record is from RefSeq and is a predicted model, not a curated record.